UGGUCAACAAUCGAUUUUUAGAUCCCACGUGCAAACGCAUCUAAACACAUUAGAGUAAUUUUAAAGAAAUUUAUUUAAAAAAAAUGUCUAUACGAGAGAAAUUGUUAAUGAAAAAGAUUAAAAAACGUGAGAAAAUGAAGAAGGAAUUAGCCCAGAAAAAGGGAGCAGCAAAAAUGAAGAAUCAAAGUCUUAAAAAUGGAAAUCAUGAUGAAGUUGAUAAUGAUUUCCAGGAGAUGCCACAACAGAUUCCAAAUAAGCAACAGAAGCAAAACAAAAAGAAACAGCAAAUGCAAGUCGUUAAUUCAGAUUCCGACAGUGAUGACAAUGAUGAUGAUGAAGAGGAGGAGGAGGAACAUGAUGACGAUGAUGAUGUUAGCGGCGAAGAGGAGGAAGAUGAACAAGAAAGUGGUGAUGAUUCCGAAGAAAGUGAUGAAGACGACGAAGAAGAAGUCCCAGCGAAAAAACUCAAAAAAGAUUCUUCGCAAAAAGAGAAAAAGCCGAAGAAAGUUGAAACAGAAGGCUUUGAUGAGCUGGAUCCUACUGCUGCCGCUGAAGCUUUAUCUAGACGCGAUAACGCUGAUCGUUCUUUUGCUUCACUCAAGGGCAUCGUUUCGGAUGCUACUCUUAAAGCUAUUGAACAAAUGGGUUUCUCCGAUAUGACUGAAAUUCAAGCAAAAUCCUUACCGCCAUUACUGCAAGGUCGUGAUUUGGUAGGAGCUGCUCAAACGGGGUCAGGAAAAACGUUGGCCUUUUUAAUACCAGCUGUUGAACUUAUAUACAAGCUACGUUUUAUGCCUCGCAAUGGUACAGGCGUUAUUAUCAUAUCUCCCACACGUGAACUUUCCAUGCAAACCUUUGGAGUUUUAAAGGAAUUAAUGGCUUACCAUCAUCAUACCUAUGGCUUGGUUAUGGGUGGAUCCAAUCGACAGGUGGAAAAUGAUAAACUUAGCAAAGGUGUUAAUAUUUUAGUAGCCACUCCGGGACGUUUGCUGGAUCAUUUGCAAAAUUCUCCUGAUUUCUUGUAUAAAAAUCUGCAAUGUUUGGUAAUAGAUGAAGUUGAUCGUAUUUUGGAAAUUGGUUUUGAGGAGGAGCUUAAACAAAUUGUCAAUUUGUUGCCGAAACGUCGUCAAACAAUGCUAUUCUCUGCCACACAAACGGAAAAGAUUGACGCCCUCUCGAAAUUGGCCUUGAAAAAGGAACCCAUUUAUGUGGGUGUUGAUGACAAUAAGGACACCGCCACUGUAAGUGGCUUGGAACAAGGUUAUAUUGUGUGUCCUUCGGAAAAGCGUUUAUUAGUGCUGUUUACUUUUCUGAAAAAGAAUCGCAAGAAGAAGGUCAUGGUAUUCUUUUCUUCCUGCAUGUCUGUGAAAUAUCAUCAUGAGCUUUUCAAUUACAUUGAUUUGCCAGUGACAUCGAUACAUGGUAAACAAAAACAAACCAAACGUACCACAACUUUCUUCCAAUUCUGCAAUGCUGCUGAGGGUAUUUUACUUUGUACGGAUGUAGCUGCACGUGGUUUGGACAUUCCCCAAGUGGAUUGGAUUGUACAAUUCGAUCCCCCAGAUGAUCCAAAAGAAUACAUUCAUCGUGUUGGUCGUACUGCUCGAGGUACUGGCAGUUCAGGUCAUGCCUUAUUAAUGUUGCGCCCUGAAGAAUUGGGUUUCUUGCGGUAUCUGAAGGCAGCCAAAGUUCCCCUAAACGAAUUUGAGUUUUCAUGGAAUAAGAUUGCUGAUAUUCAAUUGCAGCUGGAGAAACUUAUUGCCAAAAACUAUUUCCUAAAUCAGUCAGCCAAAGAGGCUUUCAAAUCCUAUGUGCGAGCCUAUGACUCUCAUCAAUUGAAAACCAUCUUCGAUGUCAACACUUUGGAUUUGCAGACAGUGGCCAAAAGUUUUGGAUUCCUGGUACCACCCGUAGUCGAUUUGAAGGUGGGAGCAGCCAAACGUCAGAGGCCAGAGAAACGCGUUGGCGGUGGAGGUUUUGGCUAUUACAAGAACAUGAAUAAUGAUGAACGCAAACAACGUACUUUUAAGCAAAUCAAUCGUGAACAGUUACAAAAGAGGGGUAAAAACUUUAUGAGAUAAUCAAAAAUGAUGAUUUUAGAUUUGCCUAGUUUUAAAUAAUUAUCGUACGUGCAUACAUACAGAUGUAUGGGUGGAUAUGGAAAGUGUAUAUUUGUCACCGCAUUGUCUUUUACCAAAAAGUGGGUAAAGAUUUAUUUACGUAGUAAACAAAAAGAAAGAAAUAAAGUAAAACAAGUUUUUAUUAUUGUACAAGUA
Messenger RNA from Stomoxys calcitrans (stable fly), 2276 nucleotides. It is a transcript of the gene pit, whose product is annotated as probable ATP-dependent RNA helicase pitchoune. Gene Ontology annotation, biological process: maturation of LSU-rRNA from tricistronic rRNA transcript (SSU-rRNA, 5.8S rRNA, LSU-rRNA). Gene Ontology annotation, cellular component: nucleolus. The transcript has 7 exons. The coding region runs from base 84 to 2081 and encodes 665 amino acids. Lineage: Eukaryota; Metazoa; Arthropoda; Insecta; Diptera; Muscidae. The record is from RefSeq and is a predicted model, not a curated record. Gene Ontology annotation, molecular function: ATP binding; RNA helicase activity; nucleic acid binding.